Tripterygium wilfordii is the source of this 1300-nucleotide messenger RNA. RefSeq names its product ELMO domain-containing protein A-like. Bases 278 to 1144 code for a protein of 288 amino acids. The transcript is spliced from 10 exons. The record is from RefSeq and is a predicted model, not a curated record. NCBI's taxonomy places the organism in Eukaryota, Viridiplantae, Streptophyta, Magnoliopsida, Celastrales, Celastraceae.
AAAAUAUUUCCAUCUUUCACAAUUAUGGAAUCUGGGCGAUCAAGUUUGUCCCAUUUGUUAAUUUUAAUUUGUUGACUCUCUGUUUUUCUUCUCUACCAAUCUUACUGUUUGUGAAGGAUUAUGGAAGAUUUAAUGAUGAGAGGUCGAGUGUAGGAGGGGAGCAUUAUUUGGGUGCAAUAAUGUGUCGCCAUUGAUUUAACCCCUUUUGGGGCUUUUUGCCUUUUGCUUUUGGUUAAAAUGGGUGAAAAGGUCUCAUCUUUAAUUUUGGCCUCCCCUCAUGAGAUUGAGGAAACGGAGACAAUGCUUCCCUUCUUGUUCUUCUCUUCACAGGGUUGAUGAGGAUGAAAUUUAUUGGAGGCAAGAGAAGGGUGAUGAGGAGUUGGAAUGGUCACAUAAUUCCACUCCUGUAAUAUUGCAGUUGGCUCAAUGUUUUACUAAUGCUAUGGUUGGACCACGAUCUUUGAUUGGAGGGCUUUUUACCCGGUCAAGUAAUAAACGGUCCGAGAAGUUUUCUGACUAUCCUUUGAGUCCUCUUCAGGAACAAAGACUUCAAAAGCUUCAUGAGCGAUUACAAACACCCUUUGAUGAUACUAGCACUGAUCAUCAAGAAGCUCUUAGAGCAUUGUGGGGUGCUGCUUUCCCGAAUGUUGUUCUAAAAGGCUUGAUCUCUGAGCAAUGGAAAGAGAUGGGUUGGCAAGGUCCUAAUCCUUCAACUGAUUUUAGGGGUUGCGGUUUUAUAUCCCUUGAAAACUUGCUCUUUUUUGCCAGAACAUAUCCGGCAUCUUUCCGUAGGUUACUGUUCAAGGAAGAUGGGACACGAGCAACUUGGGAAUAUCCAUUUGCUGUUGCUGGCAUCAAUGUAACAUUUAUGUUGAUUCAGAUGUUGGAUCUAUUCUCAGCAAAGCCAAGAUGCCUGCCAGGAAUCAAUUUUGUAAAAUUAUUAGAAGAUGAUGAAGCAGCCUUCGAUGUACUAUACUGUAUAGCUUUUGAAAUGAUGGAUGCUCAGUGGCUUGCUAUGCGUGCUUCUUAUAUGGAAUUUAACGAGGUGUUGCAAGUAACAAGGACACAAUUGGAGAGAGAGCUGUCUUUGGAAGAUAUCCAUCAAAUGCAAGAUUUACCUGCAUACAACCUGUUGUACAAUUAGCUUUUGUUAUUAAUUGCUCUUAUUUAAGACCAUGAAAACAUCACUUCUCUUCUAACUUAAAUUUUUACAUUUUCUGGAUAAAUUCUUGUGAAUGACAUAUAGAUGGUUACUGCAUGACUCUGAUCUAAACCUUAAUUCGACGGUGAUUAUGCAAAA